UUUGUUGACGUUAACAUAGUUAUUCUUAAUUCCUAGCUAUUAUUGUAAAUAAAUCGUGUAAAGGCAAAUAAGGAUAAAUUUAAUUUAUAUUUUACGUUUUAUGAAACUUAAAUAGUGAAUAUAAUGUCCAAUUAUCAAGAAAUUGUAAACUUAAACGUAGGUGGUACCAGAUUUGCCACUUCUUGGCAUACACUGACGUGGGUACCUGAUACUUUUUUCACUGCAUUAUUGAGUGGUCGAAUACCUACUGUGAGAGAUGAGACUGGCGCUAUAUUCAUAGACAGAGAUCCAAAACUAUUUGGCCUUAUUCUGAAUUUCUUGAGAACUAGAGACAUAGAUUUAAACAAUGUCAACAUAAGAGCACUGAGACAUGAGUGUGAUUAUUUUGGUAUAAUGCCAUUGAGCAGGAGGCUGGCUUUAUGUGAUGAAAUGAAUCAUUCUUCCUGUGGAGAUGUAUUGUUUUAUGGGUACUUACCACCACCAUUAAACACACCAUUACCAAAUAAUAGCAAUGGCAGAAAUGGUAAUGGAUCAAGAAAAAACUCUACAGCGUCGAGCUCAGAUGUUUCAACUAAUAGAACUCAUUCUAGAAACUCAUCACUUGAUCUGCGAACUGUUGGGAGGAUACCAUCUCAAGAUCAACUAAGUCGUUGUGGCAGAGGUCAUUCACGCGCCGCAUCCUUAGGUAAUACAGAUUGCCACAAAGGGCUUCGUCCACCUGAAGUAAACACAUGGGCUGAGAGCAUGAAAGUUCAAAUUAUAAAGGCACACCAUAAUUGGGUAGCUGUUGCAUAUACACAUUUCGUCACAGGAUACAGAUUAACCGACUCAUGUGGAUGGUAUGUUGUUUUCCAAUCACCUGUUCAAGAGUCAGUAAUUGAAAGAAUAGCACUGAAUGCCAAAACAGGUGGUGGUGCCAACUCCAGCGGUAAUAAUUCCGCCGGAACAGACGUCAUGCUCGGUAUAGCUAGUGGACCACUCGUAAAAUUAUGGGCAUUUUCCACACAUACAGAACCCGUUAGAAGAACUUUGAUUGGUACAUUCAACUUAGGUGUUCGAGUAGAGCAUCUACUGUUCGUGGGCCCACAAUUGGUAGCGCUAAGUGGUGCUGCGAGCCGCAGCAAGGCGGGCGUAUGGCACACUAGCACGCAACACUGGCAGACGCAGGACGUCGCGCACCUCACCACUUACGACACCGCCGGCUCCUUCCUGUUGCUGGGCACUGCCACUGGUGCCAUAAACUAUAUUGACAUGCAAAAGUUUCCACUCCGGAUGAAGGAUAAUGAUUUACUUGUCACUCAGUUAUACAAGGAUCCAAAUCAAGAACCUAUUACUGCGAUAUCUGUGUACCUGACACCGAAAACGAAUCUAUGCGGUAACUGGAUCGAGAUCGCAUACGGGACUAGGUAUGGAUCAGUACGCGUGAUCGUACAACACCCAGAGACGGUCGGCCACGGGCCACAACUCUUCCAGACCUUCACCGUACACCAGAGUCCUAUUACGAAAGUUUCCUUGUCAGAGAACUACUUGAUCUCGGUAUGCAGCGAGUACAACCACGUGCGGUCGUGGCGCGUGACGCGGUUCCGUGGCAUGAUCUCCACGCAGCCCGGCACCACGCCCGAGGCCGCCUUCAAAGUGCUUGCGCUCGAGGCACCCACUGCGCAGGCGCACAACGACUGUGGGCCUUACGGCGAACAAGACGAAGAACAAAUAUUCAUACAAAAAAUAGUUCCUGACAGUGAUACGUUAUUUGUUCGAUUGGCUUCCAACGGCAAGAGGGUAUGCACGAUCCAAUCUGUGGACGGGUCGGCAGUGUCGUGUUUCGUGGUGGCAGAAUGCGAGGGUGCGCUGCGGCCACGUCGGCUACUUCUCGCGGGUCAUCGAUCUGGCGCUACGCAGAUGUGGGAUCUCACCGCGCCCAUCGACCGUGCCACCAAACCAGCCGCACCAGCCCCCACCGGCGGAGGAGAAGGUGAAGAAUCUCCGUACGCGGACGGAGGCCCUAGUCCCGACGAGCUGGUCCGACUACUGUCAACGUGCGACCUAGACGCGUCGCCUGCGCCUGCGCAGCCUGCAGCGCCCGUUCCACAUUCACCCAACCGACCGCUGGCGCCAUGAACCCCGCCCGCCUCUGCAGUACCGCCCUUCUUAUGCGGUUCGAUGCUCUCUAUCUGUUCGCUCUUCGUCUAAUAAACGUUGCACGUAACACACAGGACGCGUGUAAUCGAUUCUGAAGCACCACCCUAUUUGAUAAUUUUGCUAGACUACAAAAACAAAAUAUUUUACCUGAAAUUUAUCAUAAAAAAUUAAAGUGUCUUUAUUAUUUAUAAAUACGAUCGGUUAAAGAAGUAAUCGAUUAUAACUGAUUUAGUGAUCGAUUAAUCGGUUAAAUUUUAUUUAUUUCAGUUCUUUAAAUUAUAAUUUUGCUGAGUUUUCAUGUUAGAGAAAGGAUUCAGAAAUAUCAGACUGAACUCCAAUAUUGUUUAUCUAAUUGCCAUGCUUAAUAAAACCUUGGCAACCUUUUUAUCGAAAUUAAGUGCAUAAAAUGUACAAAUCGUUUAUAUAUGUUAGUGAUGUAAAUUAUUGUUUUAUAUUUUUCAUCUUUAAAUUACUACUUCCAUAAAAUGAUGUCAAAAUUGUUAAGUAUGUCAACUCAAAAAGCUAUUAGAGCGCAUAUCUUAAGAUAUCGCUUUUUAUCCAAAUGAAGAAGCAUGAUGCAGGUGACAUUUUACCAUUAUGUAUCUGCAAAUGUCGACGGAUACUUCCAGAUCUUCUAAUAUUAUAUAUCUUACUAAUAUAAAUGUUUUGUAACGAUUGUUACAUGUUUGUUAUUCAAUUGUGCUAAAUCAACUGACUGGAAUUACCCAAAAUUUGGUAUUCGAACAGACCAUAUCGUAGAUUAACGCAAGAUACUUUUUGAUCCUAAUCCCUUCAAAGCUGCGACUUACAGCUAAUAUAAAAUAUAUGUGAAUUUAAUAGUCUAUUCACUGCGUGACCAACGCACAUGUUAGAACGAACAAAAAGUAGUGGUGUCUCUGUCUAGGGUGCAAAUUCACUGCACCUCUUGAACCUAAUGAUGAAAUAAAUUAUUUAAAUCUGUAUUUAAAAAAGAAAAUAUAAUGUAUAAGAGUAUAUUUUAUUUUUGAUUAUGAUAUUUUAAGAUAUUAUUUAGCACUGUAAUAAUUUAUGAAAUGUGGGAAAUAUUGGCUUUUCGAAAUAAUGCCGAACAUUUUAAAUAAAUACGGCGUAUGAAGACUGAUUUCAUUUAUAAGCUCAAUCAUUAUUUUCUUAUAUUGAUCAAAUUCUCAUGAAAUCGUUUAUUUUUUCAAAUUAGAUAUUACUAUAAAUUAUAUACUUAUCUGUUAAUAAUUCUGGUAUAUAGAUGGAUGAAUGCAAGGACGUAGUGAGGAUUUUAUGCGGAAGGAAGGGGGAGUAGAAACAAGAGAAAUAAUAUGUCUACUACAUAAACUUAAAAAUACAUAUUUCACAAUCCAAAAAUGCACAUAAAAUCGUAUACUCAACUACAAUCAGCCACCCCUCCUCCUCAUUCUUCAAUUGGCUGUAACGUGGCUACGAGCAUUAACGAAAAUAUGUAAAGCCAUAUACAUGUGAAUGGUAAACUUUUCGUUACAUCACGUAUUGCUAAGUUGCAAUCAACAUGGUGCUGGCAUAUUCGGCAACUUAUCGAAAACAUAAUGAUAAAUAUACAGGGUAAAAUUGAAAUAAUUAGCAUCAAUUUGAAGAAGUGUUAUACCAGUGAAUCUUAAGAUUUUCACUAAAGAAACGUGAAUCUUAAAGGCAAAAAAUUUCGGCCUCCCAUAGUAACACUUUUAUAACAUAAAAGCGUUACUAUGGGAAGAAUGUAUUAUGCAUGAAACGUACAAAAGUUUUUGUCAUUUUUAAAUGUUUAACUCACAAAAUUACUACUGGAAUAUAUAACACGAGUAGAUUAUUGGUUUUACGUACCACUAAUAAUUUGAUUUCACCUGUAUAUAGCAAUUUAUUUAAGUGAUAAACAUCAUCUUGCCAUGAGAUGCAAAAUUAUUGCCAUUAUUUAAUUUAUCGCCAACCUAUAAAUUAAAACAAAAGUAUAAAUCUCAUAAAAUGACUUUUAAACUUCUUUCCACAUCAAGUUAAAAUCUAAUAUCUUAUUAAUAUAUUUAAUAAUGACGAUUGUAUAAAGAUGAAUUAAAAAUCCAUACUAAGUGCUAACAAUCACCAGCAUCGACAGAAUAUUGACCAACUUUUGCUGAACAAAAGUUUACCAUAAUUACGUGGCUCGAAUCUUAGUUGUUAACAUUUAUAAUAGACGUAAUUUAUUGUUGUUGUUAUAGUAAAAUAUUGCAUUAAUGUGUUAUUUUUUCAUCUAAAUAUAGAAAGCUUAUGUAGGUAUUCUAAGAUAAAAUCUAAUAUAGUUGAUCUUAAUGUCUCUAAAGAAACCAAAUAUACUUUGAGAUUUCAAUUAUAUACUAUCAUAUUGAUGUUAGGAAAUUUUACAAUUAAAAUACUUUGCCACCAGGUUCCCGUUAAUGAGACACUCAUUGUGAAGCAAAUCUUAUGAUCACCUUUUAAUUUUAAAUUGCCUUUCGUAGCAUCAUAUAAGUAUUUUGGAUAUUAGAAGAAAGAUUUAGAAUAAUAUAUGUAAUCAGAACACGAAUUGUUUAUUUUUUCCUAAAAUUGAUAUGUAAUGACGAUAUAUAUGUUAGGAUAAAAGCCCGUACAUUAGUAAAUUUUGGAGUUUACCAACACGAGUUGGCAAAUGUAAGGAUUUUAUAAAAAAAAAAAGAUCAUUUUUGGGGCUUUCACCAAAUUAAACUUCUGACCACGAAUACGAGCAUCACGCACGCUAUGGUAGGUUGGAUAAUUGUUUGUUUUGUAAUUAAUAUAUUGUACAACUAUUGUUUUCAUUAACGUAAAAACUUUGUAUUAAAAUCAUGAAUCUUGCGAUACAACCCUUGAGCCUAGUGCUAGUUGUUUAAGUGUUAUUUUGACCAAGUGUGUAAAAUGAAUUAAUAAAUUUACUGAUGAAACCUAAGAUUUACCAUUGUAUGGGAUUUUACAGUAACAUACACUUUUAUAAUGUAAUAAUAAAAUCAGGUUGUUUAAGUAUUCAGAAAAACGACUGUUUCAUGUUGUCGAGUGGUAGACAUUGAUUUUAUAUUAUUUUUUUUAUACCACUGAGGUGGCAAACAAGCAUACGGCCCACCUGAUGGCAAGCGGUUACCGUAACCUAUGAACACCUGCAAUACUAGAGGUAUUACGCGUGCGUUGCCGACCCUGAAGAAACCCCUUUUGAUGAAGCAGGCAGGGAGCUCAUUCCACAACCUGAGUGUUCGUGGGAGGAAACAUCUCUGAAAUCGCGCAGUACGCGACCAUUGAGGCUGUAGGAUAUGAGGAUGAACUCCCUGUCGAUGGCGAGCCGUACGAUGGUAGAAAGUGGCUGUGGGCAUCAUAUUGAACAAUUCCUCUGAGCACAAUCCAUUGUACAGGCGAUAGAACACGCAGAGUUCAUUUAAUAAAGUUCAAAUUUUGGUUUCAUUUUAGAGACUUAUAUUUUCAAUUCAAAUUUUAUUGUUUUCUCAUUUUAUAUUUAUAUGGAAUACAUGAAUUGGUGUAUCUAUCUGUGGUUUGUAUACAAAACUAUAGUUUUGUCAUAAGCCUUUGCAUAUGUAUAGUCUAAAUUUUGUAUAUAUUACGAAGCAAAUAAACUAUUUACAGAUUU
Galleria mellonella (greater wax moth) is the source of this 5722-nucleotide messenger RNA. Its product is annotated as BTB/POZ domain-containing protein KCTD3. Bases 124 to 2118 code for a protein of 664 amino acids. The transcript has 13 exons. Gene Ontology annotation, molecular function: protein binding. The record is from RefSeq and is a predicted model, not a curated record. Gene Ontology annotation, biological process: protein homooligomerization. NCBI's taxonomy places the organism in Eukaryota, Metazoa, Arthropoda, Insecta, Lepidoptera, Pyralidae.